Messenger RNA from Arabidopsis lyrata subsp. lyrata, 1809 nucleotides. RefSeq names its product pentatricopeptide repeat-containing protein At1g74900, mitochondrial. Bases 56 to 1510 code for a protein of 484 amino acids. The record is from RefSeq and is a predicted model, not a curated record. Lineage: Eukaryota; Viridiplantae; Streptophyta; Magnoliopsida; Brassicales; Brassicaceae. Gene Ontology annotation, molecular function: protein binding. The transcript has a single exon.
GAUACAAAUUACUCUAGAAUGUCACUUCAAAGACUCUUUCAAAAUUAAAAAAAAAAUGAACCAAUCGAUGAAACGUCUUUUAAGCAAAUCGCUAUGUACAUCGGCCGCCGGAGCCAAUCUAAAACCACCGCCGGCAGAUCCCGCCGCCAUAGCUAAGCUCAUCCUCUCUUUUCACCAAACCCUAGACGAUCAAUUUAUUCUCUCCACCAAAACAACCCCAUGGACCCCAAAUCUCGUCAACUCUGUUCUCAAGCGCCUCUGGAAUCACGGUCCAAAAGCCCUCCAAUUCUUCCACUUCCUCGACAAUCACCACCGCGAAUAUGUCCACGACGCUUCCUCCUUCGACCUCGCAAUCGACAUUGCCGCCCGUCUUCACAUCCACCCCACCGUCUGGUCCCUCAUUCACCGUAUGCGCUCUCUCCGCAUCGGUCCUUCUCCCAAGACCUUCGCAAUCGUCGCCGAGAGGUACGCUUCCUCCGGGAAACCCGAUAAAGCGGUAAAGCUGUUUCUGAAUAUGCACGAACAUGGUUGUUUUCAGGAUUUGGCUUCUUUCAAUACGAUUCUCGAUGUGUUGUGUAAAUCUAAACGCGUUGAGAAAGCUUAUGAGUUGUUUAGGGCUCUUAGGGGGAGAUUUAGUGCUGAUACAGUUACUUACAAUGUGAUUGUUAAUGGUUGGUGUUUGAUCAAACGGACGCCUAAGGCUUUGGAGGUUUUGAAAGAGAUGGUUGAUAGAGGGAUAAACCCUAAUUUGACUACUUAUAACACAAUGCUCCAAGGUUUUUUCAGAGCUGGGCAGAUUAGACAGGCUUGGGAAUUCUUCUUGGAGAUGAAGAAACGGAAUUGUGAAAUUGAUGUUGUUACUUAUACUACUGUGGUUCACGGGUUUGGUGUUGCGGGGGAGAUAAAGCGGACGAGGAAUGUUUUCGAUGAGAUGAUUAGAGAAGGUGUGCUUCCUUCUGUUGCGACAUACAAUGCUUUCAUUCAAGUUUUGUGUAAGAAAGAUAGCGUAGAAAAUGCGGUUGUCAUGUUUGAGGAAAUGGUGAGGAAAGGUUAUGAGCCGAAUGUGACGACUUAUAAUGUGUUGAUCAGAGGGUUGUUUCACGCUGGAAAGUUCAGUCGCGGAGAGGAGUUGAUGCAGAGAAUGGAAAAUGAAGGCUGUGAACCAAACUUCCAGACAUACAAUAUGAUGAUACGCUAUUAUUCGGAAUGCAGCGAGGUUGAGAAAGCAUUGGGUUUGUUUGAGAAGAUGGGGACUGGUGAUUGCUUGCCAAAUCUAGAUACUUAUAACAUACUGAUUAGUGGAAUGUUUGUGAGAAAAAGAUCAGAAGAUAUGGUGGUCGCUGGUAAACUGUUGCUUGAGAUGGUUGAGAGAGGGUUUAUACCCCGGAAAUUCACUUUUAAUCGAGUUCUGAACGGGCUCCUUUUGACAGGGAAUCAAGCUUUCGCAAAGGAAAUCUUGAGAUUGCAGAGUAAAUCUGGUGGCAGGCUUCUCCGCAAGUUCAGGCUAUGAAGUUCCUAAUCUGCAUUUGAUAGGGGAUAGACUCUUGCUAUGUUUACAUCAAUGAAUACCUGCCCCAAACAUUGCAUUGCAGUUAAUGGAGACUGGACCAGGAAAGGCAUUGAUACAUUGUUCAAAGAGCUUCAUGGGAUAUAGCAAGAACAGUUUAUUAUCAAUGCCAAACUACACAAGUGCUUUAUUAUUAUGGGCAAAAAUUCAGUGCCUUUUACAGUAGCUGUGAUUGUGAGUAUAGAAAAUGGAAUUGAUACAAAGUUGGAAAAUUCUUGGUGUAAAUAAAUGAUACAUGUGAA